Messenger RNA from Marchantia polymorpha subsp. ruderalis, 3450 nucleotides. Lineage: Eukaryota; Viridiplantae; Streptophyta; Marchantiopsida; Marchantiales; Marchantiaceae. The record is from the annotation of a GenBank genome assembly.
AAAUUUAAACCCAAUGCCAAGCGCAGACGGGCGAAGGACGUGAUAUUGCCAGACGGCUAGCAACUCACGCUGUGGAUCUAGUAGACGAAGGGCCUAUCGAUGGAUGUCAUGGCCAACGAGGCGCUCAUAGGCCCUGUCAAGGAGAACAGCAGCAGCAGCAGAAGGGGGAGCUAGCACAGUGCGAGCGAGGGAGGGACGCCCGUCGUGGGAUUUGUGACCACUAGCCGUAUACGACCACAGUGUCUCUUAGUCAAUCUCUGCAGUGAGUGAUAAGCCAUUGCAGCUACCUGGCGGUGGUGCUCAAAGCUCUGGAGAGGAGAUUGCAUCGCUAACUGCACAGCACCAGGGUUCAUAGUGAGUUCUCGGAAAAGCUCCAGCUGGGUUGCGAAGUCCACUCUAUGGCUUCCCUCAGUCACGGCUUCCUUUUCUGCAAGAGCUCACUGCCGAUGCAGCCCUUCGCGAUCUAGUCGGACAGAAAGCCAGAGCUUGUGCGCAAGGGAUUCAUUAUGAGGACAGCAUUGCGUGACUUCCUGGCUCACAUUCACAAACAGCUGCAGUGAGAAGAAGUGAUCGAGUCGUGUCAAGACGGAAUGCGACCUGUCACUCAGUCAGUCAUUCCGUCACGCACAUUUUAUCCAGAAAGAGAAGAGAGGAACACCAUCACAGUUCAUCACUCGCCAGGCCCGGGAUCAUCUCUGCCAAAGCAAAGGCAGCGGCGGAGCGAGUCCACACGCAGGAGAGGAGAAGAGUUUUGAAUCAGAGAGCGACAGGCAAGUCGCUUUGGCAUAGAAUUCCACGGGGAAUCAGAUCGAGAGGGCGUCAGAAACUUUUCCUACCGAGUUGCCUCGGCAGCUGGGACGGAAGAGAUUCAUCAACCGGCCCCUGGACUCUCGAUCAGAUGUUAGAUUGAUAGGAGGCUGGACAUCGACCGGAGGCUGCAAAGCGAGACGCUGCAGGGAAUAGUGAAGCGAGCAGCGAUGAAGACGGACACGGAGGGAAUGCUGGCGCGGUUGGUUUUGCUUCUGGCUGUGACGCAGAGCGUCAUGCUGGUGAUGGGCCAAGCAGUGACGGGAGGCGGAUCGUGGAGGCUGCUGCUGGAGAAUGCGGGCAUUUCCACAAUGCACACGGCCGUGACGCGAUUCAACACGGUGAUUUUUCUGGACCGAACGAACAUCGGCGAGUCUCAGAUCAGUCUGCCCAACGGGCGGUGCCGGAACCAACCGCAGGAGCAGAAGGCGACUCGAGAUUGCUCGGCUCACUCCGUCAUGUUCGAUCCCAGCGCCAACACGGUGCGCCCCUUGUUCAUCUUCACCGACACAUGGUGCUCGUCGGGGCAGUUCUUCCCCAACGGGACGCUGGUGCAAACCGGGGGCGACAACGAGGGCCUGCGAAAGGUGCGCACUCUGAAUCCGUGCCUGGCCAGCGAGACCUGCGACUGGGUCGAGUCCAACAGCACCAGCCUGCAGAAUGGCCGAUGGUACUCGUCGAACCAGCUGCUGCCCGACGGCAGAAUGAUCGUCGUCGGCGGGCGCCAGAUUUUCACGUACGAGUUCAUCCCCAGGAGGGCAGGCGAGGGCACAUUCGAGCUGCCAUUCCUGCGCCAGACGAACGAUGUGCAGAACGACAACUACUACCCGUUCGUGCACCUGCUGCCGGACGGCCGGCUGUACAUCUUCGCCAACCGGGACUCGAUCCUGCUCGACUACGGCACCAACACCGUCGUCCGGACGUACCCGCGUAUUCCCGGCGAGCCGCGGAAUUAUCCGUCGGCCGGAUCGUCGGUCAUGCUGCCGCUGGAGGCGGGCAACAACUACACGGACGUGGAAAUUCUGGUCUGCGGGGGCGCGAGGUUCGGGGCGUUCCACAACUCCAGGGCGCAGUUCGGCGCGUCGCAGACCUGCGGCAGGAUGCUGGUGACCGGCAGCAGCCCGCAGUGGGCCAUGGAGGACAUGCCCACGCGGCGCUGCAUGGGCGAUAUGAUUCUGCUGCCCACGGCCGACGUGCUCAUUAUCAACGGCGCGCAGAAUGGGUCGCAGGGCUGGGGCUUCGCGUCCGUGCCCGUCCUGAACCCCGUGGCUUACGUCCCGGGCAACGCCCCAGGGGCUCGCUUCCUUACAUACCGCGCGUCCACAAUCCCCCGCAUGUACCACGCCACGGCCGUUCUCAUUCCCGACGGCCGAGUUCUCGUCGCCGGCAGCAACACGCACCAGUUCUACACAUUCACGGGCGCUUUCCCGACCGAGCUCCGCGUGGAGGCCUUCUCUCCUCCCUACACAGCGGCCGUUUACAGCUCCCGCCGGCCGAGAUUCAUCUCGUACCCGCACCAGGUCCGGUACGGGCAGACCUUCGCAGUGGUCAUCGGAUUGGCCACCGCCCCGAGCAACGGCACGGUCGUGAAUCUGAACCUGGUCUCGUGCCCUUUCACCACGCACUCGUUCGCCCAAGGCCAGCGACUGCUGAAGCUCGGCGUCACGCCGCCCGUGGCGACCGGCGUGGCCCAGCAGUACAGGAUCACCGUGACGGCUCCUCCCCGCGCGACGGUCGCGCCUCCGUCGUACUACAUGCUCUUCGCCAACAACAAUGGCCUUCCGAGUCGCGCCGUCUGGGUGCAGAUCUCGUAGCUGCUGCCCCCUGCUGAUCUCGGGAUUGCGGCUGUGAGACAUUCUGUCCCUCGUCCUCCUCCCGUUUCCUCUUCUCCCAUCCUUGUUCGGAUUCCGAUCACUGUUCGUCUCCUCCGCUCAUGAUUGGAUGACGCGAGGAAUGUAGGUCCUGACACGGACAGCUCCUGCCUGUGCACUGGAUUCUGAAUCAGCUCGUACAGAUUCAGUGCGUCACUGCGGACCUCUUUCAGGCAUGUGCUGCGGAUGCGAGCGAGAAGUGGCAGUUCAUCGAAGCUUGUCUUGGAGAUAGUGAGCCGUUCCAAUUGAUGUAGGUGACGGCGAAACAUGUGGGACGCAGAUGAUACAAAUCGUUAGCGAAUCAAAACUGAGAUCAGAUGGUGUUCAUAGAGUUCUGAGUCGUCGGUCGAUUUUUUCUAAAUUGAUACGACCAAGGCGUGCACGCUUCUAGUUUAGGUGAUGCUAUAGGUAGAUCACAUUCCAUUACAUUAGAUUAAUGUAGAGUAGUUCACUGACUGUCGAAAGGUCUGGGCCAUAGCGACGCGUGCCUUUACGUUCCUACAUUGUUAAGUCGCGCAAAGCGCGAUACAUUCAUUCAUCAAAAUCGAUAACACCAGGAUCAAGCAGUCUUGGAGAAGCCCCAGGCUUCAGAAAUCAGGCUUCUAUUUGAACUUAUUUGAUUUUCUAGCCGACUUCUCACCCUUCUGUUGUGAAGCAACUCACAUUUCUACUGGACUUCCACUGAGCAAUCACCAACUUUCGGUGCUUGCUUGAGGGUUCAGUUACUAGUGAAGUUGUUGAUAGGAGUCAUUCUGCAGUAACUUUAAGUUGC